AUGGGUUCGAAGACGUAUGAACAAGUAUUAACAUUCAAUCAUUGGUAUCAGAAUGUUGAUGCAUAUAUAUUCACAAGUCGAUCGAAUUUACAUAAAAUUGAAGGUGAAAAUAUUGAAUUUGUCAAUGAGAAUCCAUCAGUUUUAGUAAAAAAGUUACGUCAAGAAGAAACGGAUUCGUGGUUAGUAGGUGGUGGACAAUUGAUUAGUUCAUUUAUCAAUAAUAAUUUAGUAGAUGAACUCAUUCUAACUGUGAUCCCAAUAAUUCUGGGUAAAGGCAUUCAACUAUUUCAAAAUUUAAAUCAACAAAUUACAAAACUUCAGCUUGAAGAAUGUAAACAUUAUCCAGAUGGAAUAGUACAACUAAAAUACAAAUUUGAAACAAUGACAUAUCAUUUAUAA
Didymodactylos carnosus is the source of this 399-nucleotide messenger RNA. The record is from the annotation of a GenBank genome assembly. Lineage: Eukaryota; Metazoa; Rotifera; Eurotatoria; Philodinida; Philodinidae.